Molecule: messenger RNA, 2093 nt
Organism: Hermetia illucens (black soldier fly)
Lineage: Eukaryota; Metazoa; Arthropoda; Insecta; Diptera; Stratiomyidae
Product: sialin-like
Exons: 6
Coding region: 220-1887 (555 amino acids)
Biological process (GO): transmembrane transport; monoatomic anion transport
Cellular component (GO): plasma membrane
Molecular function (GO): transmembrane transporter activity
Source: RefSeq, a predicted model, not a curated record
UUGAUUAUUAGCCAGUCUUCACGGCAGUCGGGGGUUAGUGUUUGAUAUGGUUUAGUCUCAGAUCUGAUCUGGCUUUGGACGUACGGAAGAGGAUUUGAGUUCUCGAAUGGAGGUCCAGAUUCUCUGUAGUCGUUUUAAUUGUGAUUUAGAUCAUUAGUGUUAGCUUGUAAAUUAUAGUUUGUCGAUAUUUGAUAACCGUUUUACCUUACGAUCGUCGUCAUGGGAGAUAUUCAAGCGCGCACGGUUUUGUGGUACCUGGCUUUUGUUGGUUUUGCGGUCAACUAUAUGCUGCGGAUCAAUUUGAAUAUUACAAUUGUUGAUAUGGUGCGUCAAACGAAAUCAAGUUCAUCGAGCAAAAGCCUCUCGGCGGAAUGUUUUGAUACAUCCGUGAAAAGUCCAAUUGUAAAUCACUUACCAAACAAUUGGACGGCCGUGGAUUAUAUUAAUGGGACAGAUGUGUACGAAAGUUUAGAGAAUAUUUCUAAUAAAAGUAGCAUCUUCGGUACGAUCAUUUCAAAUGCUUCAAUCGAAAUUGUUCCUGAAAUGCAGAAUAAAACCAAAGCGGAAAAAUUUUCCUUGGAGAGGAUGUUUUUCGAAAUGUUCAAUAUCGACUAUGACAAACAGGGCUUCAGCUGGAAUGAAUAUCAACAAGGACUCGUUCUUGGCUCAUAUUAUUGGCUUCAUUGGGCGACACAGAUACCAGGUGGGAUCCUGGCCAAGAAAUACGGAACGAAGUUAGUAUUUGGUUUAUCAAAUGUCGUAGGAAGUUGGCUGUGCUUUUUACUUCCAUUGGCCUCUUAUUGGGACUACAGGGUUUUGAUAGUGCUUCGAGUAUUUCAAGGAAUGGUUGUGGGACUUGCUUGGCCUGCAAUGCAUCAUUUAACAGGACAAUGGAUUCCGCCGAACGAAAGAAGUAAAUUCGUUACAGCAUAUUUGGGUAGCUCGGUAGGAAUAGCUGUUUUCUAUCCAGUCUUUGGCUACAUCAUCGCUUGGUCAUCAUGGGAAUUGGUAUUCCAUGUAUGUGGUAUCAUCGGCACUAUCUGGUACUUGGGUUGGCUUGUAUACGUUUUUGAUUCGCCAGCAAAACAUCCAAGGAUAAGCAGCGAUGAACGAAAUUAUAUUGAAAAGGCGCUAGGAUCGUCGGUGAAUAGUGGCGAAAAAAAUCCAACCCCGUGGAAAGAAAUCUUAACAUCGAGGGCGGUAUGGAUGAAUGUUGUGGCACAAUGGGGCGGUAUUUGGGGGCUGUUUACUCUUAUGACACAGGCGCCAACUUAUUUUAAACUAAUUCAUGGCUGGAACAUUCAUAUGACUGGAAUACUGUCAGGACUUCCCCAUGUUAUGCGCAUGGCGUUUGCAUAUGUUUUUUCCCUUCUUGGAGACUAUUUACUUCGGUCAGAGAAGUUGUCGAGGACGAAUGUUCGCAAGCUGGCUACAUUCAUGUGUUGCAUAGUGAAGGGAGUCUUUGUGCUUGCUUUAGCCUAUUCAGGAUGUAAUUCUUUAGCUGCAAUAGUGUUUUUAACAUUAGCUACGGCGGUCCAUGGUGCUGUGUCCACCGGACCAUUGGCCAGUGUUGUGGACAUAAGUCCAAAUCAUGCUGGUAUUGUCCUUGGCAUAAGCGGCAUGAUAGGAGUCAUUCCCGGUUUUAUAUCACCGGCAAUUGUGGGAAUUCUAACUUUAGGAAAUCAAACUGUAACUAGCUGGAAAUAUGUGUUUCUAAUAUCAUCGGGAAUGUUACUCGCUUCCGGCAUACUUUAUGUACUAUUCAGUGAGUCGAACUUACAGAGUUGGAAUAGUCCUAAGAAGUCAGAAGAUAAGGAGAGGGAAAUGCAACCUCUUAAUGGAGAUAAGGAGAAAGAAGCUGCCACGGAGCCGUUGAUGAAGAGUUAACAGCCAGCGUAGAUAUAUCUUUUUGUAAAUAUCUAUAGCACUUGUAUUCGUUAAAAUUUAACUACGAGCAGUAAUAGCAAUUUAAGUGCUAAAUUAUGAUUACGGAUGCUUUUAUAAGAUAUUUUGAUUCUAGUCCAGUAUUUGUUCAAAUUGUUUUCGUUGUUUUAAGUGUUAAAUUUAAACAACCUCUUUAAAUUACAUGAACC